Molecule: messenger RNA, 4313 nt
Organism: Notothenia coriiceps (black rockcod)
Lineage: Eukaryota; Metazoa; Chordata; Actinopteri; Perciformes; Nototheniidae
Product: protein SOGA1-like
Exons: 7
Source: RefSeq, a predicted model, not a curated record
UCAAAGUCAUUAGGCGGCGAGUCCUCUGCAGACACAGGAGUCACUAAUGGAACAGGAUCGCCAAGAUACAAAUCCACAUCAGAGCUUGCCGGUGCAGAAGUCGACGGAUUAGCCAAUCAGGAGCAGAGGAUCCAGUUUGUAGUCCCUUCUCUUGGUGACCUCACCAGGAAGAAUUGGACCUACCUGACCAAUGAGACCCCAGAGGUUGGGGACACCUGUAAGACCUGGGACGGCCCCAGCGGCUCCUGCAGCAGCUUGGUGGGAUCAGAGCUGGAUCUGGAGUCGGUCCAGAGGAGCCACACGGCCCCGGACCGCACCGGCAUCCGGAUCUACUACAGCCCCCCUGCUGUACGACGCAUGGAGCACCACCGGAGGAGCCAGGAGGCCACAGAGCCUCAGCAGGCCCAGAACGGGAGCUCUGACCUGGGAGUGGCGGGCCCGGAUCUAGGCAUGGCUCUGGAGGAAACCGUUGAGAUUCAGCAGCAACAACCUUCACCCUCCUUCUCGUCCUCCUACGAGCAGUGGCUGAGCUCGCUGUCCAAGCAGCACAGGGAGCUGCUGGAGAGCAGAAGUGGCUCUAUCGCCGGUUCGAUCCCCAGCAACAGUAGCUCAGUUGAUGGAAUGACACCCUCGUCUGCUUUCCAUGGUCUGGAGAUUGGGGAGAUUUCAGCCAACUUGAGUGAUGACAUGAAGGAGAUGACCAACUGUGUCCGCCAGGCCAUUCGCUCGUCCUCUCUGGAGAGGAAAUCCACCAAGGAACCCGGAAGCCAGGCGAUGGGCAUGUCCACCCGGUCCACGCAGACUGCCACACAGUACGUAAGCAUCGGGCUUCAAACCGACAUCCUUCCAGGCAGCAGAGUGGUGGGUUUACACUCCAAAUCCUGGUCUCCUCGCCCCUUGCCGACAACCAACUCGCUAGCAUCCGCCAGAACCCGGCAGAUAUCCACCUCCCUGGAUAAAGUUCACAGCCGCAUCGAUAGACCAUGCUGUUCACCAAAGUAUGGAUCCCCGAAACUACAACGCAGAGUGUCUUCUGGCUCCACUUCCAGACUGGAUGGGAGUACCUCCUCCAGGGACCGCAGCCUGUGGAGCCUCCAGCAGAGAUCCCUGAGUGGAGGCGGAGGCUCUGCCUGGGCUCGCUCCACCACCACCCGGGACAGCCCCGUGCUGAACGGCCUGAAUGACGGCCUCUCUAGCCUCUUCAGCUUGGUGGAGCACACUGGAAGCACAGAGUCGCUCUGGAGGGGGGAUGGAGGAGCCAGCCAGGGAGCCAGUCCAGCACGGCUGCCUGCUGCAGCGGGGAAACCCACUGCUGUGCCAGUCUCUACAUGUGACCCCGGCCCUCAGCGGUACGGAGGCCUGGUCCAGGAGUUCUUUAGGAACGUCUGCAGCAGCCGUGGCCAGGGAGCAGUCACCCUGCCUGGAGAGAGACCACUGAGAGACUCCAAUGGCAGUCUCGGAGGUCCGAGUGUCUUGGGUAGUUUUGGCGGCAUUGAUGAACCUAAACCAGAGUGCGUGUCGGCCGGGGUUGGAGGAAUCGUUGCGCUGAACGGAAGCAACGACAAUGUGACCCGGAUCGUCAAUAAGAGGUUUAUGAGACAGUCAACCGGGGAGGAGAUGAUCAAUAUCAUGGGAGGAGGAAAGGAAUUGAUGAGCAACACGGGGGCUGCAGGAACUGUGACGGAGGAUGCACCUUGUGACUGUGCUGCCCAAUCUUCCUGCCCCGCUCGACCAUCGAGAGCAACAACCCGCCAUUCGCUCGGCCAGUGCAAGCACCGCCCACAAGAGUCUCCUGCAGCACCAGAGGAGAAGAGUGACACCUGCAACGAGUGAUGUCACUCCUACUGCCACAUCUAAAGACCACACACACGCACAAUCAUCCUGAUUCUUCACAAACACUAUACAACACUGCCAUAAAAUCCCACUUUUUCUCACAACUGCAUGUACAUACACACUUCCAACCACCUGCCACACAGGUGCACUGCCAAACAUUACACAUACCUGAGCACCUCUAGCACAGACUGCCCCACAAAGCCACUGCCACAUUCACACAACAUCCACUAACUAACACAUAACCCAGGCAAUUAUUUCACUUGUCUUGGACUGUACAUUUUCUGAUGCCAAGGACAGGGAGGACCAAAACUCCAACCCAGCAACAGGUCCAACCAUCACAAAACUACCAGCAGGGCAUAAAACAUAAACACACACAUUUAUAAUCUGAUACAUUUGACUCAACAAGAACUCAACGAAAUGAAAUGAAUGUCUUUCAAGUAAAAUUCUGAUGUCAAGACUGGAUGUACUAACCUCCCCAACCCUAAUUAACAGAAUGACAGGAAAUAAAAAUGGUCAGUUUUGAAAUGGAAAAAACAUGGAAAGUAGCCAUGUCAGAGUUAUAGAUAAGCAAUGAAAAAGUGCUGGAUAUCUCCAAUGAUUUCUCUCUGACCCUUGGCAUUAACACACAUGCUUGGCCGGGAGAAUCAAUUAAGCCUUUUUGAUUGAUUAGCACAAUAACAUUCUAGCAAGAAAAAAAACGCCACCUCUUGAAGACAUCUGUUCCAGUUGCAGACUAGUAUUUGAAUGUUCUUUUAUUACAGUUAAUAAAAGGACAAACUCCACUUCUAUUUGACUGCAAAUCCCAGCAUCAUAAGACUGGGACAUCGUUGAUGGAUUUUUGGACUUGUAAGCUCUAUAAAGGCUGAUUUGAGUGGACUUCCUAACAUUGUUGUUUGGUAACAGACCUUAACAAAAAGCAGAGCUCCUCAGGCGGGUUUAGUUUUAACUUUCCUACGUGUUCCCAGAAUAGCUUUGGCCAGAAAUACGGGGAUGUUUUGUGGCACUGUAGCCAUGGCUUCAAUCUUUUAGAUGUAAGAAUAAUUUCUUCAAACGUGUUACACUCCAGAUGUUGAUUGGGAAAAUAAUUGUUUUAUAUGUUUUGAGAUAUUGAGAUUCCUCUUAUAACCAUUGAUGAUCUGACAAAUACAGUCCUACAGCACAUUACAGUUGGUUACACUUUCUGAUCGACUGCAAGUUUAACCAUAAACCCAAUCUGUGAUUUAGUAAAUCAAGAUUUCGCUUGGCAUUGGAUAGAGAUGCACUAAUAUCACUGUUUUAACAUAUAGUAACAGUUUUUCAGAGUGCCUCAAACAUUUCUUUGGUUUAUGCUACACAAGUCCAAACCAACAAAUUAAAUGUAUUCCAUUUCUGAAGAAAAAGUACAGAAAAAGAACACUACAUUUUCAUGUCACAUGUGACUUUUAGAACCAUAUUAACAUAAUUGGGAAAUUAUUUAAUAACAGUAAUAAUAUCGACUUGAUAUCCAUCAACUUUAUGUGUGCAUUCUUACAAUCUGUGCUACCAGGGAUCAGAUAUGAAGCGUGUCCAAAUUCAAAAUUCUAAUAUACCAUAGUUUAGAAACGUAAGUUAACUCUAAACAGUGUCCAAGUAGAAUUCAGUCAAUGCAUUCCUUUUAUAACAGUCUUUAUCAGAUGUGUGUGUUACUUUAUGUGCAUUUAAUGAUUACAUUCCCAGCAAUCAGGUGAACCAGUGCAUAAUUUCUAGGUCUAGUAAGGAGAUAGUUAAAACUUCCUCUUCAAUCUUCUCUCACCCACAACUGUCCUUGUGUUACUACUAGACAGACGGCGCCCCUACUGUAUGAAAUAUAUUCGCAGUUUGAAAAUGUAGCGUCAUAAUGUAUUCUUGGUUAAAAAGCUAAGAGCUAUGACUGUCCAUCUGCAGCCACAGUAGUAGUUACUGAACGUUUUUACUUUACUUGAUUUAUUUAAUUUGGUAUUUUCAAAUUGUAAAUGUAUGUCCUUUACGUACAUGGCGGUCGAAUCCAAUAUGCCUUUAGUAGGCUGUCUGCACUCUUAAAAGAAAAUAUGGGAAAGAAAUAAAAGGCCUAAAAAUAUAUAACAUGGGAACAGACACAAAAGGCAUUGGUGAAUUAAAACCCUAAAAAAUACAGUUAACUGAAAACAAUCAUAUUUUAUUCUCUUAUGUCUUUGUUAUCCAUGUAGUUAUAUUUCUAAUCAAUCAACAGAAAUUCAAAGUGCCUGUCAGAUUACCUACCACAUUCAAACUGGACUCCAUGUAGACAUACAAACAAACCCAGCAUGUUCUUUUUUUCAAUGGGUAAAAUUGUUUUUCUGCACAUAAUUGCGAUCAUGCUGUAUUAAAGCUACAAUUAAGUACUGUACCAAGGUGCGAUGACAUAAUGGCUUACAGGUAAUGAGGAUAAAGUAUACAUGUAUGGUCUUUUUUAUACCAAGGGUUAUUGUACUUCUGGAAAUUAAAUUAUUUUUUUGUUCAUUUUA